This is a messenger RNA of Calliphora vicina (urban bluebottle blowfly), 3044 nucleotides long. RefSeq names its product vacuolar protein sorting 53 (gene Vps53). Lineage: Eukaryota; Metazoa; Arthropoda; Insecta; Diptera; Calliphoridae. Gene Ontology annotation, biological process: retrograde transport, endosome to Golgi. Bases 86 to 2836 code for a protein of 916 amino acids. Gene Ontology annotation, cellular component: GARP complex. The transcript is spliced from 5 exons. The record is from RefSeq and is a predicted model, not a curated record.
AGGUGACGCUAAAACAGUGAAAUUUUGUGAAAAAAUUAAAAAUUGAUAAAAAAAACAUUAAAAAGUGUUUUAAAGUGUUAAUAAUAUGAGUGCUAGUGAAUAUGAUGUGGCGAAGGACUCCAGGGCAUAUGAAGACAAUGGAAAUUUCAAAGAAAACAAAAUAAAUUUCAGCAAAGAGGUGAAACAAGUGAUUGACAAGGUUUUAAAAUCAGACGAUCCCAUGGAUGCCCCCGACUUUAAUUCUGUGGACUAUAUCAACCAGCUUUUUCCCAACGAACAGUCUUUGGCCACCAUCGAUGAGACCAUACAACGUAUGCAGUGCGAAGUAUCGCUGAUUGACGACAAUAUACGUUCAGUUGUCAGGGGACAAACAAAUACCGGCCAGGAUGGUCAGAUGGCCUUGUUUGAAGCACAGAAAGUCAUUACCACUUUAUAUGAUCACAUCAUUGAUGUGAAAACCCGUGCUGAAAAGACGGAAGAAAUGGUGAAGGAAAUCACCCGAGACAUCAAACAGCUGGAUUGUGCGAAACGCAAUUUGACUUCAGCCAUUACCACUCUAAAUCAUUUGCACAUGCUGGUGGGCGGCAUUGAAAGUUUGGAGAAGCUGAUUGAAAAACGUUUGUAUGGCGAAAUUUUGAAUCCUCUGCAGGCCAUAACAGAAGUCAAUCAACAUUUUCAACAAUAUUCGGACAUAGAGGAAAUUAAGAAUCUCUCGCAGAGUGUAGAUCGCAUACAAGUGACUUUGGCCCAACAGAUAACGGAAGACUUUAAAGAGGCCUUCUCCGGUAAAUCCUCCGGCAGCAAUGCCCAUCCCCGUUUGGGCUUGAAUCAGUUAUCAGAUGCCUGUAAAGUUGUUUCUGUGCUGGAUCCCAAAGUAAGGAAGGAACUUUUGAAGUGGUUUAUAGCUCAGCAGUUGGAAGAGUAUCUGCAUUUGUUUCAUGAAAAUCAAGAUAUUGCCUGGCUGGAUAAAAUUGAUAAACGUUAUGCUUGGCUUAAGCGGCAUCUUCUUGAUUUCGAGGAUAAAUUUGGCAAUGUAUUUCCGCUGGAUUGGGAAGUUUCUGAGAGAAUUACUGUGGAAUUUUGUCGUCUGACCAGAGAGCAAUUAUCUCAAAUCAUGGUCAAACGAGCACAUGAAAUUGAUGUGCGUCUACUGCUGUUUGCCAUCAACAAAACCCAGGCUUUCGAACAAUUGUUAUCAAAAAGAUUUACUGGUUCCACAUUGGGUCUAACUAAUGCAAAUACUGAUAAACUUACUACAGCAACUGAAACUUCAGCUGAUCCUCUGGCUGGAACACAAUUGGCUGUUGUAUUUCACGAUCAAAUCGGUUCAUGUUUUAAAAAUCACUUGGACAUUUAUAUCAAAAGUAUUGAUCGCAAUCUAUCGGAACUCAUUGAAAAGUUUAUUGAACAGACUAAGGAGCCUUUUAAAGUGGGAGAAGCAAAGACUACAGUGUAUCCUAGUUCUGCUGAUUUAUUUGUUUUCUAUAAGAAAUGUAUGGUUCAAUGUAAUCAAUUGAGCAAUGAACAGCCCAUGUAUGAAUUGGCUAUGGUGUUUAAAAAAUAUUUACGUGAAUAUGCCAGCAAGGUAUUGGAGUUUAGUAUCCCGAAAUUGCUGCCUUCAACAACAUCGAUUGGAAAAAGUAUGUCCUUAUUGACACGGGACAUGCAGAAUCUCUCUACGGCCGCUGGUCAAGUUAUACACAAUUUUCUCAAGGAAGGCGAUGUUCAACGUUUCUCCAGAGAUGAUCUUAUACGCAUCUGUUGCGUAUUAACAACUGCAGAAUAUUGUCUGGAGACAGUACAACAAUUGGAAGAUAAACUGAAGGAGAAAGUAGCCAUAGCUUAUGUAAAUAAAGUUGAUAUGUCGGAGGAAAAAGAUGUAUUUCAUCGCAUUAUCUCAAAUUGUAUCCAACUGUUGGUUCAGGAUCUGGAAGCUGGUUGCGAACCUUCUCUACAAACUAUGUCUAAAGUCCAAUGGCAAACUAUUAACAAUGUGGGUGAUCAAAGUGCUUUCAUCUCUAGUAUUUGUGCCAACUUCAAACAAACUGUUCCCAUAUUACGUGAUAAUUUAUCUAGUUCUCGCAAAUAUUUCACUCAAUUCUGCCAUAAAUUUGUUAAUGUUUUUAUUCCUAAAUUCAUCAAUGUUCUAUACAAAUGCAAACUAACUCUAUCGGAUGGUUCUAACAAUGUUUUGGGUUGCGAACAAUUACUACUAGACACUCAUAGUCUAAAAACUGCUCUAGUAGAUUUGCCUUCCAUAGGGUCGAGUGUCAAUCGCAAAGCUCCCACUUCGUACACCAAAGUGGUUGUUAAAGACAUGAGUCGUGCCGAAAUGAUUAUAAAAGUGGUAAUGACGCCCGUCCAACCACCAGCGCAUUUUACCCAACAGGUUUUAAAACUAUUGCCAGAUGUCACAAUUGCAGAGUACCAAAAGAUAUUGGAUAUGAAAGCGGUUAAACGUGUGGAUCAGCUACAACUAAUAGAUCUUUUCAAACGCACUGCUUCCACAGCUGCUUUUGCAGGCUUAACAGAAUCAUCGGAUACUAGCUCAAAUGCCGAUGUUAAUUCCACAAAUUCUACCGAAACUACGAUCACGGACAAUUUGAUGGUUGAUGCUACUAGUGCCGAAAGUUCAUCUGCUGCACAAAAUGCUGCCAGCAACACUAAUUCCACAGCAUCGACUUCAACUCCCAAGAGGGCUUUUAUAUUUAGUGUUGGCAGUUUCUCAGGCGGCAGUAACAGUGCAGAUAAAAAUGGUGACGGUUCUUCACAGACGGGCAGUGAUCGUGGUCGUAUACGUAAAUUGGAGAGUCUUUUGAAAAAGCGAUUGCCUUAAAUAUACAUUUAUAUAUUGUAGUAUUAUUUUACUAUUUAUUCGAGUUUAAAUUUGUAGAUGCGUUAUUAUUUUGUUCACAACAUUCCAUUAUUUUUAAUACAAGUUGCAAGCAACUGUUGUUUUAUAUUUUUUCCCUUUUCUUUUAAAUUAUGUGCAAUGCAAAUUAAAUGGUUUAAUAAAAAAUAAUAUUUUUAUUAAUUUAAAAAUA